AUGGCUGCUCCUCGUCGCAGGAACUUGUUCAGGCGUAGACGGCGCGCUGAGGAUGAGGGCGAGGAUGACGGAUCAGUUGCCACGGAGCAGAUAGAUUCGCAGAGCGAGGCAUCGAUACCCAGCGACAUUGAUGAAUCCGCCGACGCCGACGAUAGCGACCUGAGCGAAACAGCAUCAGCGGCGACCGGGCGCACAAAACCAAAGUCAAAUGGACUCCGCAAGGUCCCCAGCAGGCAACAGGAGGCCGCGACCACCGAAGGCGCACCUCGGACGCCUCGGACAGAAAGCGAGUUCACCAAGUUGACGGACACGGAGGCGAUGAUGAACGGAUUGAAGAUUCCGAAGGAGAACACGCAGGAGGAAGCAGUGGAUUUUGAGGACAUGGGCGCGACGCCAGUCCAGGCUGUGGAGCCGCAGGCAGCAUUGGCACAAACCACGGGCAACCGGCAAGAGACGCCAGCAGAGCGGAGGAAGCGGGAGCACGACGAAUACAAGAAGAAGCGCGACUCGGACCCUGCCUUCAUACCGAACCGAGGGGCUUUCUUCAUGCACGACCACCGGUCUGCUGCGCCAGGGCAGAAUGGCUUCCGACCGUUUGGGCGAGGACGCGGUCGAGGUGGGCCGGCUGUGGGCGGACCGUUUUCACCUGCUAAUACACGGGCGCAAGCCAGCGAAGCUACUAGCGCGCCAUGGGCUCACGACCUCCACGAGACACUGAACGAGGUCGGCAAGAAGCCCACGCCCCCAAAAGUAGAGCCGGCUCCAGCAACAGCGCCUGCAAGCGAGCCACAGCCGCCGAAAGUCACUGCUCCCGCACCGCGGUCUGCACCUGCACCCGCACCGAAUCGAUCGUUCUCGACGUCUAGACAUAUCGGCAACAUCCAGAUCCGCGUCUUCCUACCUGGGAUGAAAGCGCCCAUAAUGUUCUCCGGCGUGCCUGUAAAGCAGCACACCCGAUUACCCAACCACCGCCCUCCGCUCCGUCGCGACAAGCCUGUACGGAUAUCGCUGCCGGAACAACCACCACGCUACAUCUUCCCUGCGACCGAGCGAUCGUUCAUCUUCAUACCGCGAGCACUCCGGCCGAACCAGCAAGGCUUUGGACGAGGUAGACUAAAUCCAAGGCUUGGUUCGUACGGUGGUUUCUCAAGCCGGCGGACAAGCGUAUAUGGCGGCAGUAUCCACUCUCCAAGCAUUGCAAUGAGUCGGCGGUCCUCUCUAGCCCGUGAAAUCACGAAAGACGGCAUGGCCUCGCCCGUUGGUUCAGUAAUGUCCCGACCGCCCGGCGCACCGAUCGACCCCGGACGGCCCGUUGUACGGAUGCCACCCGGAAGCCAGCAGCACACCGCGGCCGGCACACCUAUCCAGAUAACGCCCGGCGGUGGCACGCCCGUCGGACCGCAAGCCUACCCUCUCCCGCAGAAGCCCGCAUUCCGCGAGAACUGGCAAACGCCUCUACCCAUGCACCAGCCCCGCCCCCAAAAGACCGUCUCAGUAGCCGGCAUCGAGUCCCCCGCCUCCCUCACCUUCCACGCGCCACAGCAGCAGGAACAACAGCCCUUCGCGCAACAACUCCCCGCCCACAUGAACGGCAGCGCCCCUGUCGCAGAUCCAGCGUCUUUCUACCCACAUGCACAGCAGCUCGCUUACCCGGUUCAGCCAUCUGGCGGCACGCCCCUCUCCAACAUCCCAGAACGCGCGAUCCACGCCCCAGCCUUCCAGCCCUAUGGUCAACAGGCUUUCCAGCCGCCGCAGCAGUAUCCGCAGGCCGCGUACUUCUAUCCCGCGCCUGCGAGCACGGGAGGGACGCAGUACGCGACUGUCUACGCGCCUGUCUUUGUGCCCGGCGCAGCGCCGCACCAGCCGACAUAUCACUUCGUGCCCGCCGCGAUGCCGGCACCGCAGCACGCUGCCCAGCAGCUGCAGGCACCGGUUGCGCAGCCGUCGGCCACUCAACCUCAGACGGGGGCGAGCACGCUAGUAGCGCACGAGCAGAACGGAAUGGUUUAUUACUACGAUGCGAGCCAGGUGCAGGCACCGGUGGCGGUGCCGAUGCAGGGCAUGCCGAUGUUUGCGCCGGGUGUGGAGGCUAUGUAUACGAUGCCGGGCAUGGGGGGCAUGAUGACGCCGAGUCCGGAUGCGGCGUACUUUGUGUCGCAGGGCUCGGGGACGACCCCGGGUGGACAGGUGUUUUAUCCGGCGAGAUGA
Messenger RNA from Coniosporium apollinis CBS 100218, 2208 nucleotides. RefSeq lists its product as uncharacterized. Bases 1 to 2208 code for a protein of 735 amino acids. The record is from RefSeq and is a predicted model, not a curated record. The transcript has 2 exons. Gene Ontology annotation, molecular function: mRNA binding. NCBI's taxonomy places the organism in Eukaryota, Fungi, Ascomycota, Dothideomycetes. Gene Ontology annotation, biological process: mRNA processing. Gene Ontology annotation, cellular component: exon-exon junction complex.